Aspergillus caelatus is the source of this 2208-nucleotide messenger RNA. RefSeq names its product Zn(II)2Cys6 transcription factor domain-containing protein. Lineage: Eukaryota; Fungi; Ascomycota; Eurotiomycetes; Eurotiales; Aspergillaceae. The record is from RefSeq and is a predicted model, not a curated record. The transcript has 4 exons. Bases 1 to 2208 code for a protein of 735 amino acids. Gene Ontology annotation, molecular function: zinc ion binding; DNA-binding transcription factor activity, RNA polymerase II-specific. Gene Ontology annotation, biological process: regulation of DNA-templated transcription.
AUGAGAACUCGUGCCCUUCCUCAGCCAACACGCCACAUGCAUAGCGUGCCUUCCAGUAGCUUCCAUGUUCCAUCACAUUCGACAGAGACAGAUAACCUACAAUGGCGUCUUUAUCCAUCUAAUGAAGGUAACUCUGCGGAACAACGUCGUGUUUGUGUUGUUCUUCCACCACUAAUUCCACACGGGAAUCCUGCUAUGACCAAUUGCGAGUUGCCACUCCCUCUAGGUGAUCCAUAUAAUAGGCAAGGAAAAAUUCAUGGUCAAAGACAUACCCCUAUGGAGGCAAACCAGCCUUUUCGAGGUCCAAUGUAUGAGAAGCCCUUUGAUCCAGCCCCGCACGCUGCGCUGCCUGAACAUCGACCUCAGGUGUAUUUUCCACAAGAACCACGUAGUAACAGCGAUGCCCCGCCUCCAUUACCUCCGCACUCAAAACCUUCGGCUCCAUGUUCAACUCUCGUUCUACCUAUUUCCCAUGCCCCAGCAUCGUACGAUUCUGGCUCCUACCAAAGCCAGACCUAUGGUACGCGCCAGCGCAAGGGUGCACGGGCACAACAGGCUUGCGAAAAUUGCCGGGCAAGGAAAGCGAAGUGCGAUGAAGGAAGGCCGUCAUGCAGCCAUUGCAAGGAUAAUCGCCUAAGCUGCUUUUACAGAGAAUUUCCUCAUAAAAAAUACGAUAAGGGGACACAACUCCUCUUUGACCGAAUACAGUCAUUUGAGGACGAAGUAAUGGAUAGAUUCGAUUGCUUAGAUCAACUUAACACAGAGUAUGGGAGCCAAUUUAACACAGUCCUGGCAAAGAUUCAAGAUAGCUCUGCACCCAAGGCACCACGGACAUCAAUAGUCCCUGAGUUGAUGAAUAAGGACUCGCUAGAUAUGCUGCAACGACCCAAGGCCAAAGACGAUAAUAUUGCUACAGCUCUGAAGCAACUACCGGAGUGCAGUGAAGCGGCCACUAAUCAAGGCGUACGGCCUGGCGAGUAUGGUGAGCUCUCAAUUCCUAUAGAGCAUACGACAGCAGCUCAUAAGUUGCUAUUGUGGCCUUCUAUCCAAAAUUUACUUCUUCCAACAAGGUAUGAUGACGAUUAUGUAAUGAAACUCGAAGAACAAAGAGGUCUUAUCUGUGUUUACGGUCGUGGGGAGGGAGACGAGACCAGUGAAGAUAAUAGCCCGUCGGCAGCACCAACAAACUCCAGUACGGGCUGCGAUGAAGACGAGCCAUACUACGCAGCAGCCUCCCCUGGUGACCCCUGGAGUGUGGAAGCAAAGCAAGAGCAGGCUAAACUUGCAAACAAAGGGAUUGAUGAGAACGGUAUCCUAACCGCAGAUGCUAACGAUGUUCACCGCUACUAUAAAAGUUAUAUGAAGCAUAUGCACCAGCUUCACCCAUUCCUUGAUCACGGCUAUUUGGAGAAUAUGAUUAACCAGUUCAUUGAGAUUAACUGUCCUCAAACAUGCUCUGCGGCAAUCUCUGAAGUGCCUAAUAAACACGCUAAUGAUUUUCCUCGGGGUAGGAAACGGAAGCACUCAUACGAAGACUUCAAAGGCACCGGAUGCGAUGUGCAAUUCCAUGCAGGGCAAGGAAGCUACCAACGCAUUGAGUACUCCGUUCAUAAUGCGAUUAUUCUCUUGGUCCUCGCCCUUGGCAGCAUCUGCGAAGCCAACCCUGUUCCUGGGCCGGUGACAGACUACAUUGUGGAUUUUCGGCAACAGAUAAUACCUGGCCCCGCGGGAUCGGGCUAUGGCCCUCACCCGCAAGGCGGUAGUUAUGUCAUAAAUAACUGCAGCCCUACAUCCCCUCCAUUGACGGGUGGCCCGCGAACUGGAACGGGAAAACUUCCGAGAUCGCAAGACAACCAAAACCUCAAAAAUGUUGAUGUUAUUCCUGGUCUGGCCUUUUACGCAUACGCCACUCAGAUCCUCGGAAGCAUCCAAGGAUCAAAUGGCCUACUCCACAUCCAAGCAGCCUUGCUAGCGGGACUUUAUACAGGCCAGCUGGCGCACCCACUCCAGAGUCACGGGUGGAUUCAUCAAGCCUCCAGAGCUUGCGAAUUUCAGAUUCGGUCAAAGCGUUACAGACAAAUGCCUGAUGGGCCCGUUAAAGACCUUUAUGAUUUUGCGUAUUGGACAUGUCUGCAACUGGAGAGGUAUGGCGGCUCCUGCGAUCUUCCCAUCUCUUUGCUCCCUUCUGCGAUUUCUUUCACAUUCUGA